Castor canadensis (American beaver) is the source of this 2618-nucleotide messenger RNA. It is a transcript of the gene Cd44, whose product is annotated as CD44 molecule (IN blood group). Gene Ontology annotation, cellular component: basolateral plasma membrane; plasma membrane; macrophage migration inhibitory factor receptor complex. Lineage: Eukaryota; Metazoa; Chordata; Mammalia; Rodentia; Castoridae. Gene Ontology annotation, biological process: cell adhesion; inflammatory response; positive regulation of ERK1 and ERK2 cascade. The record is from RefSeq and is a predicted model, not a curated record. Gene Ontology annotation, molecular function: hyaluronic acid binding; cytokine receptor activity.
AAAACUGCAGCCAACUUCCGAGGCGGCCUCAUUGCCCAGCGGCCCCUAGCCUCUGACAGGUUCGGUCCACACUCCUUGCCCGGUCCUUUGCUGGUCCCCAGCCCUGCGCACGGCGACCCUCCAGCUCCACUCGUUGCUCGCUGGGUUCACUCCGUCACCAUGUACAAGUUUUUGUGGCGCGCAGCCUGGGGAUUCUGCCUGGUGCAGCUGAGCCUGGCGCAGACACAGAUCGAUUUGAAUAUAACCUGCCGCUAUGCAGGUGUAUUCCACGUGGAGAAAAAUGGUCGCUACAGCAUCUCUCAGACGGAGGCGGCUGACCUCUGCAAGGCUUUCAACAGCAGCCUGCCCACCAUGGCCCAGAUGGAGAAGGCCCUGAGUAAAGGGUUUGAGACGUGCAGGUACGGGUUCAUUCAAGGGCACGUGGUGAUUCCCCGGAUCCAACCCAACUCCAUCUGUGCAGCCAACAACACAGGGGUGUACAUUCUUACCUCCAACACCUCCUACUAUGACACGUAUUGCUUCAAUGCUUCAGCUCCACUUGAAGAAGAAGACUGUACCUCAGUCACAGACCUGCCCAAUUCCUUUGAUGGACAAGUUACCAUAACUAUUGUCAACCGUGAUGGCACCCGCCACAGCAAGAAAGGGGAAUACAGAACACACGAGAAAGACAUCAACUCCUCCCUUCUUAUGGAUGAAGAUACAAGCAGUGGAUCCUCCAGUGAGAGGAGCACUUUGGAUGCUUACAUCCUCCCCACCCGCUUUCCAACUGCACACCCAAACCCAGACCAAGACAGCAUGUACGAGAGUACCACAGCUACCAUUACCUCAACUGUGCACUCAAACAGCCAUGCAGCAGCUCAGGAGCAAAGUAAUUGGAUGUGGUUUUGGUUUGGUAAUUCACAACCUAAGACUCAGGAUCUCCCAACAACAGCAAUCACAGCCUUGAUGACCACUAUUGGUACCACUCCUGAAACAGCAACCAAGAGGCAACAAGCCCAGCCCUGGCUUUCAUGGUUGUUUCAACCAUUAGAGUCCAAGAAUCAUCUUCCCACAACAACAAAAAUGGCUGGUACGGAGUCAAAUACCAUCUCAACAGGCUGGGAGCCCAAUGAAGAAAAUGAAGACGAAAGAGACAAACACAUCAGUUUUUCUGGAUCAGGCAUUGAUGAUGAUGAAGAUUUUAUCGCCAGUACCAUCAUUCCAAGGGUUUCUGACCACACAAAACAGAACCAGGAUUGGAACCAGUGGAGACCAAGCCAUUCAAAUCCAGAAGUACUACUUCAAACAGCGACAAGGAUGACUGAUAUAGACAGAAAUGGCACCAGUGCUCAUGGAGAAAACCAGACCAUGGAACCACAGCCUCCUCUCAUUCACCACGAGCAUCAAGAAGAAGACGAGACCCCACAUUCUACAAGAACAACCUGGGCACCUUCUAGUAGUACAACAGAAGAAACAGCUACCCAGAAAGAACCAUGGUUUGGGAAUGGAUGGCAUGGGGAAUAUCCCCAAACACCAAAAGAAGACUCUCAUGCAACAGCAGGGACAACUGCCUCAGCCCACGACAGCCAUCCAACUCAAAGAUUGACAACACAGGGUCAAGAGGACAGUUUCUGGACCGAUUUCUUGGACCCAGUCUCACAUCCAAUGGAACAUGAUCAUCAAACAGGAAAAAGGAUGGAUAUGGACUCCAGUCAUAGUGCAACGCUUCAGCCUACUGCAGAUCCAAACACAGACUUGGACAGGACAGGACUUUCAAUGACAACUCAGCAAAGUCAUUCUCAGAGCUUCUCUACAUCACAAGGAGAAAUGGAAGAAGAUAAAGAACACCCAACAACUUCCACUCUGCCAUCUAGCAAUAGGAGUGAUGGCAGAGGUGGAAGAAGAGGUGGAAAUCUUCCUGACGACACCACUACUACACUGGAAGGUUAUACCUCUCAUUACCCAGACAUAAAGGAAAGCAGGACCCUCAUCCCAGUGACCCCUGCUAAGACUGGGGCCUUUGAAGAAACAGAAGUUACUGUUGUUGGAGAUUCCAACUCUAAUGUUGAUGAUUCCUUACCAGGAGACAGAGACUUUGUGGACAACAGUGGGAGGUCCCAUACCACUCAUGGAUCUGAAUCAGCUGGACCCUCAAGUGGUAGUCAAGAAGGUGGGGAGAACACAACCUCCAAUCCUAUAAGGAAACCCCAAAUUCCAGAAUGGCUUAUUAUCCUGGCAUCCCUCCUGGCCUUGGCUUUGAUUCUUGCAGUUUGUGUUGCUGUCAACAGUCGGAGAAGGUGUGGGCAGAAGAAAAAGCUGGUGAUCAACAAUGGCAAUGGGACGGUGGAGGACAGAAAGCCAAGUGGACUCAACGGAGAGGCCAGCAAGUCUCAGGAAAUGGUGCAUUUGGUGAACAAGGAGUCAUCAGAGACCCCAGACCAGUUUAUGACAGCCGAUGAGACACGGAACCUGCAGAAUGUGGACAUGAAGAUUGGGGUGUAACAUCUAUGCCAUCCUCUUGGAAAGAAAACACAGUUGGAGACACAACCAUUACAGGGAACUGGGACACUUCACAUGCAAUGUGCUACUGAUUGUUUUAUUGGGGAUCUCUUUUUUUUAGCAUAAAAUUUUCUACUCCU